Messenger RNA from Didymodactylos carnosus, 3141 nucleotides. The record is from the annotation of a GenBank genome assembly. Lineage: Eukaryota; Metazoa; Rotifera; Eurotatoria; Philodinida; Philodinidae.
AGCAUAGUCGAUAACCUAUUCUCCACUAAAUUUCAACAAAAAAGCGAGCGGACACUUGGGGCAGUUCCCUCGUGAGUCAGUAUACUGGCAGAAGGUCACAUGUCAUGUCAUCAAACCAGAUUUUUAAUGAAUGUUGUAUAUCUCGAGAAGACAAAAACUCGGAAACUAUUUCCGAAUAAAGUUAUAAGUAUUCAUCAAAAAAACUCAAUUAUACAACGCCAUUAGAUCGACUAUGUGUAGUAGACAAAUAGAGAAAUGUAUGAUUUACUCGAUACCAGAACGAUUAUGCUUUUCAAAAUGGAAUGCUUCUAUCAAUGUACGAAUAAGUCACAAACGGACAACGGGAAAGACUUCAGUUUGUUGUCAUUUUGUAGCCAAGACCUAACUUUAUCUUGUGAAUGAUGUGGGCACCGGAAACUUGGAUUUUUAGAUCAUGUGCUUCAUGAAUCUAUUGAACAGGGUUAGUGUCUGCUUUUUUUCUUGACCAUAGCAACAUCUUUGUCUAAUAGCUGUAGUUGACAGCCCACAGGCUCCAGAAGUCACGCAAGUCCGAUCUCUUUAUCCAUCAAUGUGUUAAAAGUGACUUUCUUCUGUAGUACUAAUUGAAAUGCCAAUUCUGGUGUUAUUUGCAAGAAUGAUUCUUUUCAGUAUUCUCGCUUAGUAUAGUUAGAUAGAGAAAAAAUAGAAGUUGUGCGGUACAGAUACGUUUAACAUUAAUUUCUAAUGAGGUAUGUAUAGAGUGAUUGCCCAUCAUCCAUCCAUCACUGUCAAGAUAUCAUUUCCUUGUAAAAAAAAGAACAAAACAAAGAAGAAGGUGAAAUUAUAAGACCACUAUACACACUUCAAGUCAACUUCCUUCUGAUAAUGGGGUUAGGGAACCUUUUUCGAAACAAUUAAAAGAAUCGAACAAGUUCCUUCGUACACCAUCAUCAUCGUCAGUAUCAACAACAUGGAGUCCAUGUUGUUCCAUGCUCACAGAAAAAGAGGACAAAAUAAAUAAGAAUGGAAAAUAACAGAAAAGGAACCUAGAACAAUACAAGUAGGCUCAUAUUUUGAGAAAUAGUUUGAAGGACGCCUUUGAAAGCACUGGCGAGGCAGGGCUCCCAACUGUCCAAUUGUUAUUUUAAUGAAAUCCAUUGAGCUGUAGGUAAUCUACAAAGCAAAGCCAGUUUUCCAGAUACUCGCAAAAAUCUCCGAAACUUUUCUUAAUAAGCCACGUUUAUAGCCCGCGAAAUUCUGAUCAAAAUCAGACAUUCCCCAGCUCUACACGGCCUUUCUUUGCAAAGUUAUAGAAUUUACAAGAAAAGCCCUAAAUUAACUUUUCCCGUAGCUUUGAGCUGACAAUGAACAUUUAGGGCUUUUCUUACAAGUACUAUAACUUUGCAAAGAAAGGCCAUGUAGAGCUGAGGAAUAUCUCAUUUUGAUCAGAAUUUCGUGGGCUACAAACAUGAUUUAAGAAAAGUUUGGAAGAUUUUUUCGAGUAUCUGGAAAACUAGUUUUCUAGAAAAGCAGUUUCUGAAGGCCUGCAAGCCCGUCUUAUGUUGGUACUGGGAAUCACCAUGACUGAUUACCUACAACACAGUGGAUUUCAUUAAAAAAACGAUUGGGCAGUUGGGGACCUUUUCUCGUGAGAGACGGUUUUGAUACUAUAAUGUGCAUCAGAGGUCUGCGCGACCAUACUUUUUGAGCCCCAGUCCCGCAGAAAAAACUUGUUUUUGGUCCAUAUAAUUAUGUGCCAUUGACCACUACGCAGAGCAGGGUUGAGGUAAGAGCAGAAAAUUUGCCGAUGAAAUAAAAUUUUUUUGUUACUACAUAAACUCACAUUACACGAGAAAAGAUUUUGUUAAAAUAACAUCAUUUUCUUUAGAUUUAGGUUAUGAUAUUUAUGAGGGUCACGAUUAUGUAACACCGAACAGAUUAUGGAGUCCAUGGAUAGAAGGUAAUUUUACGAAAGAUUUGAAACUUAUCGAUAAAUUUACAAUUGAAAUAAAUCAGACUUUAUCUGCUCCAUUUGAACUGAUACUUUCGAAUAACAAAAAUCCUGAUGCAAUUGAUAGUUACUCGAUAAAAUUAAUUGUCAGUGAAACACAGGCGUCAAUAAACAAAGUAUCAAAUAAUUCAACAUUUAUACUAAACCAGACCAAAUAUAUUGAUACAUUUUUACAUAAAGAUCACGGUUCACACACUUAUUGGUUAAGUAUUGAUUCGAAUGAUUUACUUGUUAAAUAUGGCCAAGGUGAAGUCAGAGAUAAAUUAACGAUUAUGAAAUGUAAAUUAGAUAAAGAACAUUUAAAAAACCAAAUUCAAUAUCUUCAUGUCAAAUUCAAUAAUACCACAGAUUUAAGUAAAUUAAAAGAUUUAGAAGAUACAACGACAAUAAAAUUUUGUAGAUUUUCCGUUGCAAAUCAUGAUCCACCAUUGUUUAUUAUUAAACGAAGUACACCGACAUGCGAAGUAAAGACAUGCGGUCUGGAAUUUUCGGGAUUAGCUGAACCAUAUGGAACAUUAUAUAAGGAUGUUAUUAGUUGGAGAUUAGCUGAUGAGUUUGAACAAUUUACUGAAGCUGCUGAAGCAAUUCAUCGAAGUGUAACAAAUCCGGAUGGAUGGUGUUUCCAAAAAUUACAAAUGAAAUCACAAACAUUUGGUGAUAAGCCGAAUAUCUUAGGAACAUAUUUGAGAAUAACAAUUGGAGAAAAUAAUUUUGCUGGUAGUCGAUAUGUAUUGGAAAUUUGGCCACCUUUACAUUAUAGUCCUAUUCGCGCACAUACAAAUGCACUUGGUAUUGUACACGUAUUGUAUGGACAAGUAAAUAUUCAAUUAUUUGCAUCACUAAAUGUUGAACACCAAGUACCAUUUCACAAUGCAACAUUGGAAAAAAAUAAUGUCACAUGGCUAUCACCGGGUUUAAACCAAAUUCGUAAGAUAAUGAAUCCGUCACACGACGAAACAGCUAUAGUAAUACAGACUUAUCGGUAUGGUAAACAAGAUUACAGUGGUUAUGAAUAUUUUGAUUAUAUUGAUAAUGAUGAUCGACAAAUUAAGUCAUUUUUACCAAAAACUGAUCUUGAAUAUGUUGAAUUUAAAAAAAUAAUAAUUCGUGAAUGGAAUGAUGAUAUUGCAAAAAGAAAUGAUUGUCCGUAA